GCUUUCUCUGACUACAACUCUCGUUUUUCACGUGUCAAAAGAAGAUGCCGCGGGUUUACAAGAGGAAGCAUCCCGACAGAGCUCAAACAUCGAACAAUUUGAUCCUGGAUGCUGUGAGAUUGGUGUGCGAUGAAAAGAAAAGUAUAAGAGACGUAGCAGAAGCUUUUGAAAUAUCAAAAUCAUUGCUUGGCCGAGCAGUGAAGAAGUACAGAGAAUGCGGUGACACAGGUGGCAUCAUGUUCAAGUCCAAUUUGGUCUGCGGAAUGGUCUUCACAACAGAAGAUGAAGUACUCUUGAAAGAAUAUUUGCUGAAAGCAAGCAAAAUGCAUUAUGGGCUUACGAGAAUGCAAGUUCGUUCACUGGCAUACGAGUUUGCAACAGCCUUAAAGAGGAAGUGCCCGGCGUCAUGGGAACAGAAGAAGGUAGCUGGAAGAGACUGGUUUAUGGGCUUUAUGGACCGCCAUCCCGAGCUAUCGCUUCGAUCGCCAGAAGCGACCAGUCUGGGUCGGGCAACAAGCUUCAAUAAGAACAACGUCGAUGCUUUCCUUUCAAACCUGAAAAGUGUCUACGACCAAUACAAGCUAACUCCGGACCGCAUCUACAAUUGUGAUGAAACGGGCUUCACAACUGCACACAACCCACCAAAGGUAGUAGCAGCACGUGGAGAAAAGCAAAUCGGUCAGAUUACAUCCGCAGAACGCGGCGAACUGGUGACUGUUUUGUGCACUGUCAAUGCCAUCGGAAACGCCCUGCCACCAGUGUUCAUUUUCCCACGCGUGAUGUUUAAAGAUUUUUUUCUGUAA
This is a messenger RNA of Ixodes scapularis (black-legged tick), 803 nucleotides long. RefSeq lists its product as uncharacterized. The record is from RefSeq and is a predicted model, not a curated record. Gene Ontology annotation, molecular function: DNA binding. Gene Ontology annotation, cellular component: nucleus. Lineage: Eukaryota; Metazoa; Arthropoda; Arachnida; Ixodida; Ixodidae. The transcript has 2 exons. Bases 45 to 803 code for a protein of 252 amino acids.